This is a messenger RNA of Marmota monax (woodchuck), 8947 nucleotides long. It is a transcript of the gene Galnt5, whose product is annotated as polypeptide N-acetylgalactosaminyltransferase 5. NCBI's taxonomy places the organism in Eukaryota, Metazoa, Chordata, Mammalia, Rodentia, Sciuridae. Gene Ontology annotation, cellular component: Golgi apparatus. The coding region runs from base 553 to 3366 and encodes 937 amino acids. The record is from RefSeq and is a predicted model, not a curated record. The transcript has 10 exons.
AACACACACACACACACACACACACACACACACACACACACUGACGUAACAAGGAAGGUGAAAGCUGAAUGAAGUUUUCUGGGUAAUGGUUUGAAAUGUUUUCCUUAUGAGAAGUGGUGUUGAGUUACAGCGAGCAGCGGAGAACUGGGAGGAGAGAAACAGCAGCCCCAACCCGGCCCCCUCCUUUUCUUGGGCUGGUAGAAAGGUGGACAUGGGCUCCCGGAGACAAGACAAGUGAUAUGUUGAACUGUUCUGUGGCUGCAAUUGUCUGCUCCCGGAGUGACCUGAGGUCAGUGUUUACCAGGGUUUAACCCGGGCCAGCGGAGCAGGCACAGAUGCGCUGCUGUGAAAUGCCACGCAGGCAGAGACUGACAGGCAGUAGGAGCUGAGCUUUCCCCCUGGACUGCUGUUUCCUGCUGUGUUCAGGGGAGGGGGUGCUUUCUGGCAACUCCUGCUGCUGCUGCUGCUGCUGCUGCUGCUACUUCAUCUCUUUCUCCACUCCAGGUAAGCAGACUCAAAGGGAGGGCAGGCUGCAAGGGAAGCCUUUGUACAAUGAACAAGAUCCGAAAGUUUUUCCGAGGAAGUGGGCGAGUCUUGGCAUUUAUAUUUGUGGCUUCUGUCAUCUGGCUGCUCUUUGACAUGGCAGCUCUCCGCCUCUCAUUCAGUGAGAUCAACACUCGGCUCCUCAAGGAAGAUAUCGUGAGGAGGGAGCAGAUAGGAUUCAGAGUGCAGCCAGACCAAAUGAAGAUCCUUUACAGCAGCAUCAAAGAGAUGAGGCCUCCCCAGAGGGGACAUGGGAAGGGAGCUUGGGGCAAAGACAAUUUUAGAAAGACGGAGGACAGUGUGCACAAGUUUCAGGAUCACUUGGACCCAACACAGAGGCAAAGAAAAAUGAAAAACAAUCUGGGAAGGGACAAAGUGGUACCUUUGUGGUAUCCUGCACAUCUACAGAACCUCACAGAGACCCUUACCAAGCAGAAGAUGGAGGGGAGAGACAGCAAAUCUGAAAUUUUCUUCCAUCGGGUGACAUCAAAUCAGACAACAGCCCAGAGGGCUUGGAAAACCCCAUUUGUAGUGGCAAAAGGAACUCCAUUAGUCAAAAUAGCUGUACACACAGGACCUGUCAGUGUAAAACAGGAGGCCCAGAGGAGUCAUAAUCUCAGCAGUGACACAUCAAAACCAGCAGGUGAAAGGGCCCUGAACAUGACCAUCACUCUUAGAGCAAAGCAGCAAUCACAAGCAGUAGCAAACGAGAGGACACACCCUGGUGGCUCAUCAGUGCCCAAAUCUGGGGAAGCCAUAGCCUUAAAACAAACUGUGACUCAGAGCAAAGAAUUAAAUGCAAAUAGACACAAAGUCAAUAAGGGUCUUCCUUUUUUCAAGUUCAUUGCCAGUUCCAGUCACUUAAAGAAGCCAUCUAUGAAUGAGACAUGGUUGGGAGGCAUGCCAAAGCAUGAUGGAGUCAAAGUGGCUCAGGGGAAGAGACUCGACUUCCCUGAAAGCCAUGUUGUGAUUAUAACUAAAGAGGAGGAACUAAAGACAAACACCAAUGAGGUUUCCAACUUUAAAACCAAAACUAUAUUACCUAAAGUGUUGGGGGGAAGCCAAGAUAUACACAUUUCCAGGAACAGGAGCGAGGCAGAUUUGUCUUCACUUGCUUCACAGAGGGCAACAGUGUCUCAAACCAAAAAAGCCUUAGCAGGGGGACUGGGGACUGCAAGAAUCAACUCGACUACCAAGGCACAGCAUGCAGAACGCAACCAAAGUCACACAAAAGCCCCUCUAACUGAACACCAUGGGAUGCACCAAGUGUUACGAGUAGACGUGACACUUUCUCCAAGAGACCCUAAAGCUCCAGGUCAGUUUGGACGUCCUGUGGUUGUUCCCCCUGGAAAGGAGAAAGAGGCAGAACGAAGAUGGAAGGAAGGAAACUUCAAUGUCUACCUUAGUGAUCUGAUCCCAGUGGACAGAGCUAUUGAAGACACAAGACCUGCUGGGUGUGCAGAACAACUAGUUCACGAUAACCUCCCAACUACCAGUGUGAUAAUGUGCUUCGUGGAUGAGGUGUGGUCCACUCUCCUGAGAUCCGUUCACAGUGUCCUCAACCGCUCUCCUCCACACCUCAUCAAGGAGAUUGUGCUGGUUGAUGACUUUAGCACCAAAGACUACCUAAAAGAUAAUUUGGAUAAAUACAUGUCUCAGUUUCCAAAAGUUCGGAUUCUUCACCUCAAGGAGAGACAUGGCUUAAUACGAGCCAGGCUGGCAGGAGCACAGAAUGCAACAGGUGAUGUGUUGACGUUCCUAGAUUCUCAUGUGGAAUGUAAUGUUGGUUGGUUGGAACCUCUCCUGGAAAGGGUUUAUUUAAGUAGAAAGAAAGUGGCCUGUCCAGUAAUUGAAGUCAUCAAUGACAAGGAUAUGAGUUAUAUGACAGUGGACAACUUUCAAAGAGGUAUCUUUGUAUGGCCCAUGAACUUUGGUUGGAAAACAAUUCCUCCAGAUGUCGUUGCAAAAAACAAAAUCAAAGAAACUGACAUAAUAAGGUGCCCUGUCAUGGCAGGUGGAUUAUUUUCUAUUGAUAAAAAUUACUUUUUUGAACUUGGAACCUAUGACCCUGGACUUGAUGUUUGGGGUGGAGAAAAUAUGGAGCUCUCAUUUAAGGUAUGGAUGUGUGGUGGAGAAAUUGAGAUCAUUCCUUGCUCCCGAGUGGGCCACAUAUUCAGAAAUGACAAUCCAUAUUCCUUCCCCAAAGACCGCAUGAAGACCGUGGAGCGGAACUUGGUGCGGGUGGCUGAGGUCUGGCUUGAUGAGUACAAGGAGUUGUUCUAUGGCCACGGGGAUCACCUUAUAGACCAAGAGCUUGAGGUGGGCAACCUCACCCAGCAGAGGGAGCUUCGAAAGAAACUGAAAUGUAAAAGUUUCAAAUGGUACUUGGAGAAUGUCUUUCCAGAUUUGAAGGCUCCCAUUGUGAGAGCUAGUGGUGUGCUUAUUAAUGUGGCCUUGGGUAAAUGUGUUUCCAUUGAAAACACCACAGCCAUCCUGGAAGACUGUGAUGGGAGCAGCCAGUUUCAACAAUUUAAUUACACCUGGUUAAGACUAAUUAAACAUAAAGGAUGGUGUUUGGCCCCCAUCCCUGAUGAGGGAUCCCUGAUGCUGCACCCCUGUGAUAACAAAAACAAAGGGCUAAAAUGGCUGCAUAAAUCCACCUCUGUCUUUCAUCCAGAACUGGUAAAUCACAUUGUUUUUGAAAACUAUCAUCAGUUGUUGUGCUUGGAAGGAAAUUUUCCACAGAAGAUGCUUAAAGUAGCUGCUUGUGACCCAACCAAACCACAUCAAAAGUGGAAAUUUGAAAAGUACUAUGAAGAAUGAAGAGGAACUGAGGUUUUGCCUAGUCAACACAUUAGAUAACUGUGAAAGUAACAGUGAACUCAGUGACUCUAUUUUUCAGUGGUAGUUUAAAUUUUCAAUGGAAUGGAAGAUUUUUUAAAAUCACGAUAUUUAGAAUACCAAAAGAUAACUCAGGGAAACGGUCCACCAUUUGGGUGGACUGGAGUCCUGGUGGACUGGAGUCCUUCAGCCCAGGGUGGCCUUUGGUAUCGCCUACUUCCUGCCCUGUGCGGGAACUCAUUCUGCAGGUUUCCCUGGUGUAAUCUCACAGGUAACCAGAAAUGAUAACAGACACAGGGGAGCACAAUGAUAUUCACAAUGACUGUCUUUAAACCCACAGAGAACCUGGUCCUUUAUUUGUCAUUUUUUUCAUCAAACAUAAACUGCAUGAGUUCUUAUGGCUAGAAAAAUAUCAGAUGCACAUAGGGUUACAAUUCUGUUGAAAUUUCUAUACAUGCAUUUUUACCUAGCAAUUUAAAACAGUACUGAUCAACUAUUGGUGACCCCACCUAAUAGCUGGGUUUUGAUCUAGAAUAUUGCAUAGUGUUUUAUUCUCAGUCUGAGUCAUAGAAAAACUUUUAAGUAAGAAAGAAGGGGUCUUUAUAAACACAUUUAAUUCUAAAUGUAGAAAUUGUUUCAGCUCAUUUUGUGCUUUUAAAACUGCACUUUUAAAUAACUCGUCAUACCAGUAACUUCCUGGAUUUGUGUGGAUAUUAAUUUUUAAAAAGCAAGGAAAAAUACUAGUAACCAAAAAUAUAUUUGGUUGCUGAAGAUACUCUAAUUUAGGGCAAAGUGAGAGAGUUGAAACAAAGCAGAAACAGUGUACUGAAAAAAAAUAUUAAUUUUAUAUGAAAAUAAUAAAAUGCUAUUUUAGAUUUAACAGCAUUAGUGGGAUGAAGUAUGUUUAAAAAAAUAUACUCUAAAAGACUUCAAAGUAGAAAUAAAGUUAAGAAAACAUAAUGGAAAAGGAAGGAAAUGAGGUAAACAACUCUUAGGAAGAGAAUUAAGAAAAAAUUGCCCUGGAGUUUUCCUCCCUGAGCAAAACAGCAAAGCUCUCAAUGUGGACCCAAUGAUAACAAUUGCAAAUUUGGGGGGAAAUUAACUAUUUUUUGAUCAAAAUAAAAUUCUCAUCAUAAACAUACCAGUACUUACACAUACUAAAACAAAUCUUAAAAAUCACAUUAUUUUCAACAAUUUUGGUAAGAAAAUAAAUACCUGAAGAUAAUUCACUUGUCUAAAACUCACAGGCCAAGCGGGGCAUAGUGUUGCAUGUCUAUAAUCCCAACUACAUGGGAAGCUGAGACAGGAAGAUUACAAGUUCAAGGCUAGCCUGGGCAAUUUAACAAGACUCUAUCUCAAAAUAAAAAAAUAAAUAAAUAAAAAGGUCUGGGAAUGUAGCUUAAUUGUAGAGACCCCCUGGUUACUGAGGCCAUCCUCAGUACCAACAAAGUAAAACAAAUAAAAAUAAAAAUCACAGGCCAAUUAAUUGGAGAAUCAAGAUGAGAAUUCAGCUCUUCAGAUUCAGGGACCAUUCUUUCAUUUCAGGCCACAGACCUGAACACAUUUCUCCUAUGACAGACCUUAGAAAGUGAUAUGCAACCUCUUUGUUGGGUCCCAGGAUAGCCAUGCUUAUUCUUGUUAAUAUUUUUUUUUUAUAAAAGACUUUAAAAAUAUUUGAAAUAUUUUUUUCAGUUGAGUUAAUGGUAAAACUGGACAAUUUUAGUUCUGACUUUCUAUGUAAUACAACUUCAACAUCCAACUGAGUAUGCAAAAGCAGAAUUAUAAGGAUGGGAAGGGGAAAUAUUUUUUUGCACAUUUAUAACAAUGUAAGAUGUUUUAUUCAAAUAAUUGAUGAUUGCAGAUAAGAGAAUAAAUAGAAAAUGAGAUAGUCUUUUCAAAAACAGCCAUAUGAAUGAGAAACACAAGUCAGUUCAAUUAGGCAAAGGAUUAAUUGAAUUGCUGACCAAGCCAAUUAUACUUAGGUACCUCCUGUGAUUCUUUGUGUAACUGAAAAAUGCUGAAAGGUCCCCAGUCUCUAGAGUCUCCAUUCUAUCCAGAUUUUACAAAGAAAAGUCAAGUCUUUUCAGAAAAAGGGUAAGUCAUCAUAUGGUGCCACCCACCUUUGCUGAAGAAAGGUCUGUGUCUUUCUCAAAAGUCCCUUCUCCUUUCUGCUCAGUGCAGCCUCUUCCUGACCUUACCUGACACACUUCUUAUAGAAAGCUAUAUUUGAAUCCAUAUUUUCAAUAGAACAAAAUUAUUUUCAAACUUCACAUGUUUGUUCUUUAAAAAACACUGUUUCACUGUAUAUUUCCUCAAUUACUCUAAUAGGCAAAGAACUAAUCACUAUUUAAGAAUCUGUGUAGGCCUAAUAGUGAGACAAUUGACUAAUUGUCAAAUCUAUUCUAACAAUUUUUAAGUAUUGCCUUCUAAAUUUAAAAACAAAAACAGUGGAAUAAGUGUAUGAAUGCUACCAGGUCUUCUGGUACUUCUCAUGCUAAACCCUGUGAAGGGGCACUUUGGGGUCCAAAUCAGCCCUGAAUUCUUCAACAUGAAGUUGUGUUAUUGGGGGCUUCAGUUUUACUUGGAUUGGCUUAGGUUAUUGCCUUUUCAACAGAAAAAAAGUCUAUGCAUCUUGUUAUCUUGUUAACUUGAACACAGGAUAGCCUUGAUAAUAUUUGGCAGAAUUUAUGUGACCAAAAAGCUAAUUUACCAAACCCUCAAAGUGCUUUUGUUCCUGUCAGUUGUCAUAACAAUGUUUUAUGACCAGUACCAAAUUUGCUCAGUUCUGCUUGCUGACAUUUAAUUGGCUGUCAUCCACAGGGCUGCAGACUCCAAUGGGCCAUGAUCACAAUGUAUCUGUAGCUUCACCACACUAAUUUGGAAACACUCUCUUAGGUACUCAAACACCUUGCUUCUGCCAUUGUCUUAGGGACUAUAGAGGAAGAAGGAUACCAGUCACAGGAAUUCAGUAUUUCCAGCCAACUCUCAUAUCAUGAAUGCCUUAGAAUGAUUUUCGAGGAGCACUUUUGCAAGAGAAUGAAGUUGAGACAUAUUAGAUAGUACCAUUGUUUUUGGUUCAAACAUUUCUAAUUUAACUUCUGCAUUCAGAAUGCAGGAAAUAAUUUAUAGCUCAGACAAAGAUCCCAAUAUCUUGGAUAAAAAAUGAAGAUGUUAUAAGAGGGGACAGGAAAAGAGAGGAGCUAUUAUUGUUGAGCACUUCCUACACACUAGGCACUACAGUUGGGUUGCAGUUAUUGGUAUCACAGAUAGUGAAAUAAGAUGGAGUCAAACCUCUGUGAUCUCUAUUAUGUUUGGAUAGAGAGGAAAUAGAAGCUGUGUAUCUCUCUGUGCAUUAAGUAUAAGUGUGUCAACUCCCUUAUGUCUUGCAAUGAUCUAUAUACAUGAUUUCAUGCAAGACCUGUUCUUUUCUACUUUCUGUAUCAAAUACGAGUGAUAGAUAUGUACAGGUUUGCUUCCCUGUAAACCCUAAAUCUUUCUUCCCCAAAUCUUUAAGCAAAGCUAACAAGUUGCUCAAUUUGAAUAGAAGUAGAAAAUAAAAAAUUGAAGACUUUCAAUUUAAAAUAGAAAUCAUGAUUCUUAACUUCCAUUCACUGUGUAGAUUGUCACUAAAGUGCUUUUGCAACCAGUGUUAUAGGUUGUUCAAUGAUUGCUACAAGUCCAAAUGCUUUGAAAUGAAAAAAGAAAUCCUAACCAAGGCUGUUGUAAAAAUAUUUAUUUUUUUAUAAAUACCUGUUCCAUUCAGGUUUGAAUAAGCCAUAUAAAGUAUUAUAUUCUGCCAUGAAGCUUAAUGGAUGAUAUUAGAGUUGCUGGUGCCUGUAUCUAAGAGAAAGAGCAGAGGGAAUACCAUCAGAUACAAUGAACUUAAUGCUUCCAUUUUUCAAAGCAGUAGGUCAACUUAUAGUCAGCAUUUUAAUUCAGAUCCCUUUGCCAAUUUAUGUAAGCCUUUGCUUUAUAAAACACACAAACAAAACACUAGUGAAAAUUCUCAUUUUAAAUCAUAUAGGGUAAUUUAGAAUAAUUUAGAAUAUGCUGAGAUCCUAGUAAUGACAACUGCCAUCAAAUAAGUAAUAAAUAUUUUUUAAAUAAAGGUUUUCUAUUUUAUUGUUAAUUGAUAAUUGUGAGUUUAAAGAUGUUAGUCACAGAUCUCUACAUAAAUAAAAGCCUUUAAAUUACAUAUUGAAAUUAAAAGCUUUGAUAACAUGAAUGAAGAUUUUAAUUUUUUUCCUGACCAUUCAAAAACAUCAAUUUUUGUAAAGGCAUGUGCGUGUGUAUGUGUGUAUUUGAUGCUAUAGAUUGGGAGAAAGUAAAACCCAGAAUUUCCACCUGCAACAUGAAGGAAAUUAAAUGUCACUGAAUAAUUUUAAUUCUCUUAGUUACAUGGCUUUGUCUAAUCUAACUUUCUAUAUAACAGUUUCAAUAACAAGUGAACUUUCACUCUAGAUACUGUUUUGCAGACUUGAAGGAGUAAUCAAACUCUAAAUUAUCGGCGUGCUUGUUCUUCUGUUCAUGAUUGUGCACAAUGCUCUCAUUCUUCUCCUUCAAACACUGCUCAAAUUUCACUAGUUUUAUACAUAUUAGUCCAUAGGAAGUGAGCUUAAAACAAGACAUAGAAGAGUAUUGAAUAAUUUUGUUAUUGAGUCCCUGAAAACAUUCCUUAGUGAGAGAACAAGAUUGAAGUUAUAGAGCAUAAAGGAGUUUGGAGUCAAUUUGGACAUCUUUAUGUACCACAUUUUUGCCUAUGAUCAACCAAAGUCAUUAUAAAGAAGGAGUUGGAUAGAUAAUUUUUAAUUUCUAGGAAAAAGUACAAGUAGCUUUCUAAAUUUAUGUCUAAAAUUUCCCUGACCUGGCAGGUAGUUCUUAGAUGUCACCAGUGUCUUUUGUACUUUGCCAUGUUUCUAGAUGAUUUCUGUUGCCCACUACCAGCCCCCCCCCCCCCGCCCCGUGUCAUUAUGUCUGUGUAGACAGUAUGGCCCAGUCAUGUCGUGUUCUUCAUGAGCUGUGUGAAGAUUUUGGUCCUCAUAUUUAUGGUGUUAUGCUACAGUUUGAUAUUUUAAUAUUGGCAAAUAUACCUUUGACAUUACCUUUUAUAGCCCUCUUGUUUUUAUAGAGCAAUGAAAGUUCAGACUUUAAGAGAAGUGGUUGCCUUUCUCAUAUGGUCAAACAUAUUUCUUCUUUAUGAUACCCCGGUGUUUCAUCCUUUUCCAUAAUUCUCUAUUAUUACUUAUUUUAAAUGUUUUCCCUAUCACUUUGAAAAACUUAAAUGUCUGUUCUCCAUUUGAAAAUGUGCCAAAAGUACUACCCCAUGUAAAUAUGUGGAAACAAUUACUAUAAAAGUUCCAGUAUAGUUUAAAUGUAUUACCUUGACAAUUACAAAGAUAAAUAUGUAUUUUUUCAAAUUGUUGGUGUUAAUAUGCAACUAAAACAAUAUCUCAGUUUCUUUCAAAGUAAUAGAAAUUUUUUUUUCCUGUAUAUUAUAUAUCUCCCAGAAAGUUUUUAUAAUUUCAUAUGUAAUCAUUUAAAAAGCCUUUUUGAAAUAAACAAU